GAAAAAUUAUUGUGGUUUUAACCUUACUUUAUUUAUUUAUGUUAAAAUGAAAAUUUUAGAAUUAUAUAGUGGUAUCGGUGGCAUGCACUUCAGCUUUAAAGAGAGUGGACUGGAGGGUGAAGUUAUCGCCUCGGUCGACAUAAACCAAACUGCCAAUUUAGUAUACGGUCACAACUUUAAAGAUACCUUGCUACUAAACCGAAACAUUCAAAGUUUAACUUUCGAGUACAUUAACAGUUUGGAAGUCGAUACAAUCUUGAUGUCACCGCCCUGUCAACCGUUCACCCGGAAUGGCUUGCAACGCGACGUCAACGAUGCACGUACUAUCUCGUUUAUGCAUAUUAUCAAUAUUUUACAAGAACUAAAUAUAAGAAAUAUACUGAUGGAGAAUGUCAAAGGUUUCGAAAGUUCCGAUAUGAGAGAUCUUUUUAUUGGCAAAUUAAAGGAGUGUAACUUUCAGUAUCAAGAAUUCCUUUUAAGCCCUACGCAGUUUGGCAUUCCGAACACAAGGUGCCGGUAUUAUUGCCUCGCCAAAAAACAGCCCGCUAAAUUGUGCUUCGAAUGCGGACCUUUGAUGACGCAUCAUCCCACAAAGACCGCCGAGACGCCUUAUGUAUUAUCGGAAAUUGUGGACAAUGGUAAUGUCGAGAGGUAUUUGUUAUCGGAUACCGAUUUAUUAAAACGUGCCAUAGCUUUAGACAUUUGUUUUAAGACUUGCACGCGAAGUUGUUGUUUUACCAAGUCAUACGGACGGUAUGUAACAGGUACAGGUAGUGUGUAUACAGAUAAAACUAAGCAGGAAUUGGAUUACGUUUAUAGAAGCUUAGAUUCUCUUAAAGGUGAUCGUGAAGGGUAUUUGAGUUGUAUUAGGCAAUUACGAUUAAGAUUUUUUACACCUAAAGAAGUAUGUAGAUUAAUGAGUUUUCCAGACACGUUCGAAUUUCCUUCGACCGUUACUGAUAAACAAAAGUAUAUGUUGCUUGGUAAUAGCAUUAAUGUGCGUGUUGUUAGUGAAUUAAUAAAACUUUUAAAUGAUCCGUCGUAAUGUAUGCACUAAUUUAUU
Photinus pyralis (common eastern firefly) is the source of this 1063-nucleotide messenger RNA. Its product is annotated as tRNA (cytosine(38)-C(5))-methyltransferase. NCBI's taxonomy places the organism in Eukaryota, Metazoa, Arthropoda, Insecta, Coleoptera, Lampyridae. Gene Ontology annotation, molecular function: methyltransferase activity. The record is from RefSeq and is a predicted model, not a curated record. The coding region runs from base 47 to 1045 and encodes 332 amino acids. The transcript is spliced from 3 exons.